AUGUCUUGGUGGGGGAAAGGCUCAGAUAAACCCAAGGCUCAGGACCCUGAUCCCUCUCCGCCUGCCGCUGCCGCCCAGCCCGCCGAGCCUCGCAAAGAUGCGCCCGCCUUCGACCCGAACAAGCUGCCCGAGCGCAAGCAGCUGCCGCGCGGGCUAAAGAGCAUCGUCGACAGGUCGGACAGGGACGAGAACUUCUUCGACGAGCUGGUCGACGGCUAUGUCCCCGAGAGCACCGAGUCCAACGUGCGUUACGCCGCCUACGCGAACCGCGUGCGCACCAUCAUGCUCUCCGCCCAGCGCUACGUCGCCUACACCUCGGACAUCGGCGAGUCCUUCCGGCCUGUGGCCCACCCCUAUCUCGUGAAGGGCGCCUACGGUGUCUCGUGGGCCUAUAUCCUGGGCGAUGUGAGCUACGAGGGCUACAAGGCCUACUGGCAGAACCAGCGAAAGCUGAACCCGGCCUUGCCGCUCAGUGACCAGGCCCAGAAGGCGACGGGUCUGACGAACCCGCCGACGCCGGAAGCUGUGGAGCAGGUAAAGCCUGGUGUCGUGGCGCCCCUGGAGGACUGGAGGACCGUCAUGCUGCAGCGAGGCAUCUUCCAGAGUCUUGCCAGUAUGGGUUUGCCCGCCUUCACCAUCCACAGCGUGGUCAGGUAUUCGGGCCGGGCGAUGAAGGACGUCAAGAAUGCCAGAUUGCGCACCUGGGGACCGAUCGGUCUGGGCCUGGCCGUUGUGCCCACGUUGCCGUACCUGUUCGAUGAACCGGUCGAGAACGCGGUUGAGUGGGCCUUCCAUAAGGGGUUUGCCCUGUACGGUGGCAAGGACGCUGUUGGCAAUUUGCCAACCACUGGUAGAGAGGACGCGCUGCACAAGCGGCCCAAAGAAAAGGAGUUGUAA
Neoarthrinium moseri is the source of this 897-nucleotide messenger RNA. RefSeq lists its product as uncharacterized. Gene Ontology annotation, biological process: mitochondrial fission. Gene Ontology annotation, cellular component: mitochondrion. The transcript has a single exon. The record is from RefSeq and is a predicted model, not a curated record. The coding region runs from base 1 to 897 and encodes 298 amino acids. NCBI's taxonomy places the organism in Eukaryota, Fungi, Ascomycota, Sordariomycetes, Amphisphaeriales, Apiosporaceae.